AUGCGUUACUGGGUGGAUGAUUCUUCGUUUGAACGUACCGAAUUUCAACGAUAUACUCAACAAGCUCUUAUCAUCAACCAAUUGUUCGGAGUUGUGCCAUACCCGCUAGAAGGUUUCCCACCAAAUUCUUCUAACCGUAUCAGCCAGUAUAGGGAUUAUUUCCUGAGAUUUCUUCAGUAUGCUGGAACGUUCGCGCUGUACAUAACACAUAUAUAUUGUGCUUAUCAUAUGCUUAGAAUUCAGUCCAGAAAAGAAAUUUCAUUCUUUAUGCGCAUUCUGUACGAUAUACAGAAAAUCACGUCGAUCAUCAACUUAACCUUGAUCUUCUGUGGAUGCCAUUACUCUAGAACAAAGUUCCAUACAUUUGCAGAUCGCCUCAUGAAUCUAAUACAGGGGUUUUAUUUACCUAAUGGUGAUCAUAUUCUUGAACGAUCAGUUAAAAAGCACCAGUGCAACAUUCUUAUUGGAACAUUACUAAUAUUUAUUUGUAUGAUCUGCGAUAUAAUCAGCAGACCUUCAAUAAUUGACAGCUGUAUUUCUAUGGGAGCUUUCAUAUUACCAACCUGGAUCACACUGAUUGCAUUAACUCCAUUCAGCUACAUGGUAAACAUAAUGGAGGAUGUUUGCAAAAGCACAAAUAUCACACUGAAAAACAUUGUUCGCGAUCAGGACUCACGCGCAAGCGCUGAUGCAUUAUACAAACUUGAGUUUCUGCAGCAGAAGAUGUUAGCAAUAAAUCAUCUGCUCUAUGAUUCUGCAAACGUUUACGGUUACCUGUUUCUUAACAUAUUAUUUUCCUCGAUAGCCAUAAACAGUGUACAGUUUUGGGAACUUUACCAAUUUUGCCACCGGAAACAGGUAUCAAUCGAAAAUAUAUCGUUCGCUAUCUAUUGUGCUUUGUGGAUUCUGCUAUCUAUAGUACAGCUUGUGCUGUUCCUGAAUCCAAACCACCAGGUGAUCUAUCAGAUAAGAAAAAUAAGACUCACCAUUUGUAGGAUCACUCGACGUGAAUUGGUGGAAAUGGCUGGAAAUUUUUUGGAUCAAUUACUUCUACAGGAAACACGUUUUCUAGCAUGUGGAAUCGCUGAAUUGGAUCUUAGCAUUUUAGUUAAGAUAUCUGGUGCUGUUACUACAAACCUGGUUUUAUUAAUACAGAACGAUACACACGUGGAAUGA
This is a messenger RNA of Wyeomyia smithii (pitcher-plant mosquito), 1176 nucleotides long. RefSeq lists its product as uncharacterized. Lineage: Eukaryota; Metazoa; Arthropoda; Insecta; Diptera; Culicidae. Bases 1 to 1176 code for a protein of 391 amino acids. The transcript is spliced from 4 exons. The record is from RefSeq and is a predicted model, not a curated record. Gene Ontology annotation, biological process: sensory perception of taste. Gene Ontology annotation, cellular component: membrane.